AUGGGGCCAGCGCACACAGGCCGGCCCAGGUGGCCAAGCGGGACCCCAGGCCGGCGUCGGGCCAGUGAGGGGCGUGAAGGGCUGACGCGUUCAGAGGCCGACGCGCCAGGGCAUCGGACGGCCUCGGGGCACGGGAAGGUCCGUCAGCGGCCACUCGGAGGUCCCUGCCCUCGAGAACGCCACCAGCUUGAGACCAAGAACUUCCGCUCAUCCGCAAACAUCACGGGGGGAGAAAUAACGCAGGGCCGGAGCGGAGGCCAGAGCGGAGGCCGGUCAGAUGUAGCCAGCCCAGGCCUGUCUCCCGAAACUCUGAAGGACCCCCCAGCUCAGAACCGGGGGCUGGCCUGGCUGGUACAGAGGCGCCCCCACCGCACCCGCGGGGUCCUCCCUGAGAGCUUGGCCGAGGGGCGCGCGGGGAGGCUGCAGAGUGUGACCGCGAGCCGGGUCCUGUUCCCGCCAGGUGAUCGAGCGCAUGAGCGCACAGACGGGCGACGGCAGGGCCAGCUGGCCCAGAAAGGUGCCCGACGGCCGCAGACGCAAAACGCCUGUCAAAAUGCGCACGACCGGGGUGUGCGGCACGGAUUUUCCUGCGCCCUCCCCCACCCCCAUUUCGGGGCUACGUUUGCGGCAGUGAAGCCGCAGGAUCAAGGGCUUCUCCGCCUUCCCCCGGAGGCCGGCCCCGCUCCCCAGCGCCGCGGAGGCCUCGGUCGGUCGUGCCCGCGCCGGGAGCCCCUCCGCGAAGCGUCCGCGUUUGCGCAGCGCAGGCCGGACGCGCUCACCUGCGGCGCGGACGGGGGCGCGGAUCGGGGCGCGGACCCCGCCGGCGGCGGACCCAACGACGGGCCCGGGUCUCCCCGAAUUCGCGCCGCAAGACGGUGGCCCCUCACACCUCUCAGCCCCGAGUCCCCGCCCUGUCGCGGCCGGCAGACCCCGGGCCUGGGCAGCGGCAGACGCGGUCCCCGAAGCCGGACGCGGAGGGCUCGGGCGGCGGCGGGGAAAGGGGCUGCGAGGGGCGUCUUCGCCGCGCGAGCCCGACGCCGGGGGAGGCCGCAGCACCUGCGCCCGCCGCCCGCGCCCUCCGCGCCCCCAGACCCACGCCCCCGCCGCCAACCCCGGGCGCACGCGCACCGCGGGGAAGCCCAGGGCCGGGGUCGCACGGACUCACCCGGGCCGCAGCCGGGAGGAGGCGCGGCGGGCGCAGGUGGCAGGCGCGGCGGGGGAGGGGGUGUCCUGCGCCCGGCGCCCCGGACCGAGCCCAGCGGACCCUUACCUCGGAGACGCGGCCACUGCAGCGGGCGCCUCGCGACUCGGCCGCGCGCGACCGGGUGUCCGGCGUGUGCCCGCGCCCCCGCAGCCCCGGGCCCGCCAGCCCCGCCCCGACGCCCCCGACGCCCCGCCCCCUCCCCGCCCCGCGCGCUCAUCGGCCCGCCCCCAGCCCGGCCCUCCCCGCACGCUCAUUGGCCCGCCUCGGCCCCUCGGGCUCCCGCCCCGCCCCCGCCCAGCCCUGCCCGGCCCCGCCCGUCCCGGGGAGCGCGCAGAGUCGGGGCGCGCAGUGGGCCACGCCCUGGGGCUUGGGGGAAGCGGCAACGUGCGGCCCGCUCCUGGGUGGGGUCGGGCGGUGCCGAGCACCCGGCGCUGGUCACCGGGCGCCACCGAGCCGCCUUCCCCGAGCACGAGUCGCGGCUGCGUCCCCAGCCAGGCCUUGAGGCCUCGUGCUCCUCGGCUCGCGGUGGGCCUCGGCUGGCAGGCUCCGUCCAGUGA
Messenger RNA from Enhydra lutris kenyoni (northern sea otter), 1761 nucleotides. Its product is annotated as collagen alpha-1(I) chain-like. Bases 1 to 1761 code for a protein of 586 amino acids. The record is from RefSeq and is a predicted model, not a curated record. The transcript has 4 exons. NCBI's taxonomy places the organism in Eukaryota, Metazoa, Chordata, Mammalia, Carnivora, Mustelidae.